Tribolium castaneum (red flour beetle) is the source of this 3258-nucleotide messenger RNA. RefSeq lists its product as uncharacterized. The record is from RefSeq and is a predicted model, not a curated record. NCBI's taxonomy places the organism in Eukaryota, Metazoa, Arthropoda, Insecta, Coleoptera, Tenebrionidae. The coding region runs from base 52 to 3168 and encodes 1038 amino acids. Gene Ontology annotation, molecular function: UDP-glycosyltransferase activity. The transcript has 8 exons.
UUGAUUUGAUAGUGAGAGUAACAAAUCUUGUUUAAUUUAAAACCAGUCACCAUGAAGUUAUUUUUAAUUUCGCUCUGUUUCGCAUUUGCCCAAAGCGCAAAAAUUCUGGGGGUGUUCAACCAUGCGGGGGCCAGUCACACAUCCAUUGGUAAAGUGCUAUUGAAAAAUUUGGCCAAGAGGGGGCACCACGUUACCAUGAUCAGUUCCUACCCAAUGGACGAACCAGUGGAUAACUACAGGGAUAUUUUCCUUUAUGAAAAUUUGGAAGAUUUCAAACAACGUGAAAAAAUGUACUUCACUAAAGACAAAACCAACGAAUUGGAGACGCUAAGGAACAUGACGUUAACUCACACCGAAAACACUUUUACCAACCCCCAAGUGAAAGAACUUCUCGAGUCAAAUGAGACUUUUGAUUUGGUGAUAAUUGAUUGGUUUUUCAACGAAGCUUCGCUUAUUUUCGGCCACCGGCUCAAAGCGCCGGUGAUUUACGUGUCGGCGUUUGGAAAUAUGCUGUUUCUGAACGACUUUACGGGAAAUACUUUACCGUAUUCUUACGUCCCGGGUGCUGCAUUGUCCACUAGUGACGAAAUGUCCUUUAAACAUCGGGUGGUAAUGACUUUACUGAACUUGGGCUAUAAUUUAGUGCUUCCCUGGCGGAAUCAAGCCCAGUAUGAGAUUCUCAAGCGCCAUUUCGUUGAUCCUCCAAGUAUUGAAGAACUUAAAGAAAAUAUAGCGCUGGUUUUGGCCGUUUCUCACUUCAGUUUUGAGACUUCAAGACCUUACACACCCAGUGUUGUACCAGUGGGUGGUUUCCACAUCGACGAAUUGAAACAAUUACCCAAAGACUUGGAAAAAUUUCUCAAUAGUGCCAAAAACGGGGCGAUUUUUUUCAGUCUCGGGAGUCAAAUAAAGUCGACUAAUCUUGAAAAAAACACUUUUGCAAGCAUAGUCAAAGCUUUGGGUAAACUACCACAGAAAAUAUUGUGGAAGUACGAAAGCGACGACUUUAUUAAUUUGCCCAAAAACAUAAAAAUCGUCAAGUGGGCACCGCAGUUGGAAAUUUUGGCGCACCCUAAUGUUAAAUUGUUUAUUUCUCACUGUGGCACUUUAAGUUUCAUUGAAUCGAUUCAUUUCAAUAAACCCUUGCUUUGUCUUCCCUUUAACGGGGACCAGCUCACGAACGCAGCCUUUGCUCGGUCGAGACAGUUUGGGGCUCACAUUUCUCCAGAUGAAAUCACAGAAGACAGUCUGUUUAAUAAAACCACAGAAGUGUUAACUAACCCAUUAUAUCGGAAGCAAAUGAAUUUUCACUCGUCUUUGCUGCGAGAGCAGCCCAUGAAACCAAUGGAUUUGGCCAUUUUUUGGGUGGAACAUGUGAUAAAUCACCGAACUGGUGAUCAUUUAAAAACUUUCGCUACGAAGCUUCCGUGGUAUAAAUAUUAUCUUGUCGAUGUUAUUGGGUUUUUUCUGGGUGUGGUUUUUAUUGUUGUUAAAAUUGUGUUGUUUUUAAUUAAGUUUGUUGUUCGAAGGGUGAGUAGGUUGUCUAAGAGUGAAAUUAAGGCGAAAAAUGAUGAAAAAAAUUCUCAUCACAGUGUUGUGUUUUUGCGAAUGUGUAGAGUAAAAACCAUGAAAGUUUCCAAAAUUUUUUUAAUUCUUCUAUUAUCACUUUCCAAUGUGAACUGCGCCCGCAUUUUAGGAAUUUUCCACGUCCCGAGCAAAAGCCACCACAUCUUAGGCAGCAAACUACUAAAGACAUUAGCCGAAAAAGGCCACCAGGUCACAAUGAUCAGUCCCUACCCCUUCAAAACGAAAAUAAAAAAUUACCGCGACAUUUUCAUCGAAGAAAUGCUAGAAUACAAACAAGAAAAGUUGCAACAAAUCAUGGGCCCUAACAACACCAUCCUGGGCCAACUUAACAUCGCCUGGAGCCUAUUUUACAACAUGAGCGACAUUGUUCUCUCACACAAACAAGUCAAGGAGUUAAAAACUGAAAAUUUCGACUUGGUGAUUCAAUAUCCGCUAUUUUCGGAAAGCUUGCUCGGGCUUGCCCACCAAUGGGACGCCCCUGUGAUCCUCUUCAACACUUUAGGGACUGUCCCGGCCCUCGACCGCAUCACCGGAAACCCCUCCCCUCCUUCCUUCGUCCCCACAAUGAACCCACUUUUCGUCCCUAGUUCCGAAAUGACCUUUUUCCAACGCGUCGUCAACACGUUAAACGUCUGGGCGGAUUAUUGCCUCACCUCACCUAUUUUAACAACCCAGCAACAAUCACUCGUAACCAAACACUUCCCGGACGCCCCCACUUUACAACACUUGGUCGAAAAAGUGGCUUUGGUGUUCGUCAACUCGCAUUACAGCAUCGAAGAUCCCAGACCUUACGUCCCAAACUUGAUACAAGUCGGUGGCCUGCACGUGGACGAACCCAAACAACUGCCACAAGAACUGAAGGGGUUUCUGGACGCUGCCAAAACCGGCGCUGUUUUCUUCAGUCUGGGCUCCAACGUCAAAAUUUCCAGCCUAGGGGGGGAGAAACUACGGGCGAUUUUGACAGUUUUGGGUGCUCUUCCGAUGAAAGUUUUAUUCAAAACUGACGAAAACUUGGACAAUUUGCCCCCAAAUGUUAAAGUGGGUAAGUGGUUGCCCCAGAAUGAUAUUUUGGGGCACCCGAACGUAAAACUGUUUGUCUCACAUGGGGGCUUGUUGAGCACAAUUGAGGCCGUUUACCACGGGGUGCCAAUUAUUGGAAUUCCGAUUUUUGGCGACCAGAGGCGGAAUAUUGAAGAUUGUGUGCGGAAAGGUUUUGCAAUUAAAGUCGAACUGAGUGAUUUAAACGAGCAGUUAUUUGCCGAUUCGAUUGAAGAAAUGUUGGAAAAUCCAAAGUAUCGGGAAAACGUCCAACUUCGGUCGUCGCUUAUCAGAGGUGAGCCGAUAAAACCGCUUGAUAAGGCGGUUCAUUGGGUGGAGCACGUGUUGAAGUACAAGGGGGCCGAACAUUUGAAAAAUGCCUCAACUAAGUUGAAUCUACUCCAGUAUUUGUUAAUCGAUGUGGUUGCGUUUAUUGUCGCUGUCUUUCUCUUGGUGUUGCUUAUUUUGUACAAAUGCGUGAAGGGAGUUGUGUUUUUGGUGUGUAAAGUGACAAGGAGGGGGGAGAAGGCGAAGAAAGAGUGAAAUAAUCAAAGGUUUAACAUCCAAAUAUACGCCAUUUUAUUAUAGCUCUAACAAAAUCAUAAAGUAUAAUACAAAAUGCUAUCGUAACUA